This is a messenger RNA of Tuber melanosporum (Perigord truffle), 2865 nucleotides long. RefSeq lists its product as uncharacterized. Lineage: Eukaryota; Fungi; Ascomycota; Pezizomycetes; Pezizales; Tuberaceae. The transcript has 12 exons. Bases 188 to 2440 code for a protein of 750 amino acids. The record is from RefSeq and is a predicted model, not a curated record. Gene Ontology annotation, molecular function: P-type calcium transporter activity; ATP binding; ATP hydrolysis activity. Gene Ontology annotation, cellular component: membrane. Gene Ontology annotation, biological process: calcium ion transmembrane transport; intracellular calcium ion homeostasis.
UUUGUUCUUUUAUUCUUUCUUUCCUUCACUUGGAUUUUCUUCCUUAAUAUUUGCACUUAUUGCGCCCUUUGCACCUUAUCUCCCCCUCUCUAGACUGAAUCCCGUCAACACCGUGAAACUUACCCCGAGUUCAGUGAACACGAACACCGAAACUGCAAGGCAACGACUUAAUUAUCAAGCUGCGGUAAUGGAUCGCGCUUAUGCUCGGACUGCUGAAGAUACUUUAAACUUCUUCAACGUCGAUGAGCGCACUGGCCUUGACGACCAGCGGGUGAAAGCUGCGAUUUUGAGAUAUGGGAGAAAUGCACUCCCAGAGGAACCUCCGACCCCAUUAUGGCAGCUUGUCCUGGAGCAAUUUAAGGAUCAGUUGGUGAUAAUAUUAUUGGCAUCUGCGGCUGUGUCGUUCGUAUUGGCUUUUCUGGAGGAGGGUACCAGCCUGACAGCUUUUGUCGACCCUGCUGUUAUUCUCACUAUCUUGAUUCUCAACGCGGUUGUGGGUGUUUCCCAAGAAAGUAGUGCCGAAAAGGCGAUUGCUGCCCUUCAGGAAUAUUCUGCCAACGAAGCAAAAGUUGUGCGCAAUGGCCAUGUCUCUAGGAUUCGUGCUGAAGAGCUUGUCCCCGGUGAUAUAGUCGACGUAGCAGUCGGCGAUCGGAUACCCGCCGACUGUCGCGUAAUUGCCAUCAUGAGCAACACUUUCCGUGUCGACCAAGCAAUCCUCACCGGUGAGAGCGAGAGUGUCAGCAAGGAUACCCGCCCUGUCAAGGAUUCUAUGGCUGUCAAGCAGGAUCAAAUAAAUAUGCUCUUCUCCGGAACAGCGGUCACGGUCGGACAUGCCAGGGCUGUUGUGGUUCUUACCGGUAACUCUACUGCUAUCGGUGAUAUACACACUAGUAUCACCUCGCAGAUCUCAGAGCCUACGCCAUUGAAGCAAAAGCUGAACGACUUUGGGGAUGUUCUAGCAAAGGUUAUCUCAGUAAUUUGUGUAAUUGUCUGGCUUAUUAACAUCGGAAACUUUAGUGAUGAAUCUCAUGGUGGUUGGCUGAAAGGUGCUAUCUACUACUUGAAGAUCGCCGUUUCAUUGGGAGUCGCUGCCAUUCCGGAAGGUCUCGCCGUGGUCAUCACAACUUGUCUCGCCCUUGGGACUCGCAAGAUGGCUGCAAAGAAUGCUGUUGUCAGGAGUCUGCCUUCGGUUGAGACUCUCGGAAGCUGCAGUGUUAUUUGCUCUGAUAAGACCGGAACCUUGACAACUAACCAGAUGAGCGUAUCGAGGGCCGUUGUCAUUGGCGAAUCUCAAAUGGAACUUAAUGAAAUUACACUCUCUUAUGAUCCUAAAACACAGACUUUCACAAACGUUGGCGAGCCCACUGAAGGUGCUCUCAGGGCAGUUGAGAAACGCCUCGAUGAAGCUAAUAGAUAUUACGAAUCUCGAAACCCCCGUCUCUCAACUUACGAGUUCUCUCGUGACAGGAAGAGUAUGUCCGAAUAUGCACAAAUCGAACAACGUAUGACUCUAAUUGGUCUCGUUGGUAUGUUGGAUCCCCCUCGCCCCGAGGUUGCGAACUCGAUCAAGAAGUGCCGUGAUGCUGGAAUUCGUGUCGUCGUUAUCACUGGUGACAACAAACAGACUGCUGAGACUAUCUGUCGUCAAAUUGUUGCCAAAAGAGCGAGCUUGUUUUCUCGAACCGAACCAACUCAUAAAAGCAAACUUGUUGAUCUCCUUCAGGGUGCUGGCGAAGUUGUGGCAAUGACUGGUGACGGCGUCAAUGAUGCCCCGGCCUUGAAGAAAUCCGAUAUCGGCGUGGCGAUGGGCAGUGGAACGGACGUAGCGAAAUUAGCAGCAGACAUGCAAUUUAUCCGUUACUUGAUCUCUUCCAACAUUGGAGAGGUGGUUUCCAUCUUCCUGACUGCCGCGGCAGGCAUGCCCGAAGCGCUCAUCCCCGUCCAGCUCCUAUGGGUCAACCUAGUCACCGAUGGGCUCCCGGCCACCGCCCUAUCCUUCAACCCCCCAGACCACGACAUCAUGAGACGUCCCCCGCGUGGAAGAGAUGAGGCACUCGUUGGAGGCUGGCUCUUUUUUAGAUACAUGGUCAUCGGCGUGUACGUUGGUGCCGCGACAUGCUCAACAAUGUACCCGGAGAUUGGCUUCAUUGAGAUGUUCAACGCUAUGAAUGCACUUAGUUCUAGUGAGAGUCUGCUUACCCUGCCAUUGUGGAAGAACAUGAAGCUUGUCUACGCCAUUACCCUUAGCAUGGCCUUGCAUUUUGCACUCUUGUACACCCCCGUCCUUCAAGGUCUGUUCUCGAUUGUGCCAUUGAACUUGCACGAAUGGCAAGCUGUGGUGUAUAUUUCUCUUCCAGUCAUCUUUAUCGACGAAGCUCUUAAAUUCGCCGAGCGAAGAUUAUACCUUCAACAGCCCACCAACAAAGCCAAAAAUGAGUAGACUUUGCCGCAACCUACUUCGCAACCAUUAGCCUCCUCCCACUCAGCUACCCCCUGCUUUCUCAUCAAUUUUCUAUUUUUUGUUCCCUUUUUUCUUUUCUUUAUCUUUGCCAUGGCCUUUUAGAAAAGAAUCCUGCCUAGAUAUUUGAUGUCUUCCCUCUGUAGAUUUUCAUCUCGUUUUGUCAUUUCUUUUAUUGUUUGGAUGGGUAGGAUAUGGUAGGCUUGGUUUGGUUUUAAGGGAAGCUGGGGAGUGUGGGUUAUCAUAUCAAGCCUUGUUGGCUUUUUUUCCGGGAACAGAAACAAAAAAGGCAAUUGUAUAUGGCUCGGAGAGGUGUAGGCUAAGUUAAGGUACACGAAGAGGAGAAAGGUAGAGAAUGGAGAGGAAACGGUGUACUUCUAGAGGCUAUAGAAUGCAUUUCGACCACC